This is a messenger RNA of Candidula unifasciata, 164 nucleotides long. Lineage: Eukaryota; Metazoa; Mollusca; Gastropoda; Stylommatophora; Geomitridae. The record is from the annotation of a GenBank genome assembly.
AUGACAUAUGUUCAGAGAUGCAGGCCUCGUUGAUUGGUAAUUUGAUUCUGUCCGAAGUUAGCAAACGUCACAAACACAACAGGGAAAUCAUGGGACCUGUUGAAGAAGCUUUGGUACGACUGGGCAGUGGUCAGUCUCAAACGAGCCAGCCCAGACCUACUUAG